This is a messenger RNA of Salpingoeca rosetta, 690 nucleotides long. RefSeq lists its product as uncharacterized. NCBI's taxonomy places the organism in Eukaryota, Choanoflagellata, Craspedida, Salpingoecidae. Gene Ontology annotation, molecular function: glutathione transferase activity. Bases 1 to 642 code for a protein of 213 amino acids. Gene Ontology annotation, biological process: glutathione metabolic process. The record is from RefSeq and is a predicted model, not a curated record. The transcript is spliced from 7 exons.
AUGCCUGUGCUGUACACGAACGGCAAGCGCGGCUAUGCCGAGCAGAUUCGCCUGAUGUUCCACGAGGCGGGUAUCAAGUUUGACGAGAAGGUGGUCGACGAAGCCGAUUUUGCAAAGACGGGCAAGCUCAUCUUCAACAAGCUCCCCAUGCUGGACUGGGACGGCUUUACCCUCUGCGAGAGUGCCGCCAUCUUGGAGCAUGUCGCCGUCAAGGCUGAUGAGCAGGGCUCUGGUCGCGGCAACACAUAUCUCGGUGGCAACGAGGACGAACGCUCCCUUGCACGCUCCCUCGCCUACGGCGCGAACCAGCUCCGUCGCCAGCUGUAUGAGCAGUACCUGGACAUGGGUCCCAAGCAGAACCAGAGCGCGUUCACACAAACCACGCUGCCCGCCUGGCUCUCACACCUCAACAAGCUUGCGGUGACCACGGAGUCUGACGACCUUGGGCUUGGGCCCGGUGUCAACUUCACCUUUGGCGAUGUCGCCAUGUUUGACGCGCUGGACCAGGUUGUCACCGUCUUUGGUGAGAGCGUCCUCGCCGACUACAGAGAGCUCAAGGCUUACUUCGACCGCUGUGCCACCCGCCCUCGCUUCCGCAUGUUCCUCGCCAACCGCCCCGAGCGCGCCACGUCUGCGCAGUAACCUGUACGCUGCAGUCCUGUGCGUUGUGUUGCGGCGUGAGCAUUACAU